CGUGUAACGAAGUAUCACGUGGUCUCGACGCCCUCUACAUACUCGCUAUAGCGAUUUCUGUUCUCUUUGUUGCAGGGAUAACAACGGCGAUUAUUAUUGUUGUAUGGCGUAAGCUGGUCCACAGAGAUAUGUCCAAAGGGCAACACAAAGUUCUACUGUCCAGUGAGGAUCUUGUGUUUCUGAGAAAGAGGGACGUUCAAAAGGGAUCUAAGUUGAUCAACGGAAGUAUGAUGGAGCGGCCGGAUCUGCUUAAAGGGUCAGCAGGUGAGCGACACGCGACCAGCCGCUCUCUGGCCAGCCUUCAUGAGUACGCCGACAUAACUGAAACCGCCAGAUAUAAUGGGGAUCUUGUUCAUGUGAAGGAGCUCAAAACGAAGAACUUUGAAAUUAAAAGUAAAGUUCUCCACGUGAUUAAAACGUUACGGGACAUAAGGCACGAGAACGUGAACGCAGUUGUCGGUUUCUAUGACGACCCAAGUUGCCCAUGUCUCAUAUCUGACUUCUGUCCGCGAGGAAGUCUAGAGGAUGUUCUCAAUAACCAUGAUAUCAAACUAGACUGGGACUUUAAAGUGUCGCUUCUCACGGAUCUUAUAAGGGGUGUUCGAUACAUUUAUAAUUCCUCUAUACAUUGGCAUGGAAACCUGAAAUGCAGAAAUUGCCUCAUAGAUAGUCGAUGGGUGCUAAAGGUCUCUGAUUUCGGUGUACCGGUUUUAUUUGGUGCUGCAAAACUUAAUCCAGAAUUCACAGACAGUGAUCUGUUAUGGAUGGCCCCGGAGCAUCUCCGCAACGCCGUGCCUCCCCUACAUGGCUCAGAAAAGGGCGAUGUAUACAGCAUCUCAAUCAUCAUGCAGUGUGUUAUCCUGAGAGCCGAUCCAUACUGUACCUCAGGCCUUUCACCGCACGAAAUCAUAAACAAGCUUAAGCACCCGCCUCCGCUGUUGCGGCCGUCUGUUAGCCACGGGGCUGCUCCGCCCCAGUACAUUCAGCUGAUGAAGAUGUGCUGGACAGAAAACCCUGAGAUGAGGCCUUCUUUGGAGGAGAUUUACCAGCAGUACAAGCUGUUCACAGGAGGAAAGAAGAUGAACAUAGUAGACACAAUGUUCAGAAUGCUGGAGAAGUAUUCUACUGACCUUGAGGAACUGGUAAAGGAGAGGACUCUUCAAUUGGAGGAGGAGAAAAAGAAGACAGAUGUGCUUCUCUACAGAAUGCUUCCACCAACUGUUGCUGAUAGUCUCAAAGUGGGACGGACAAUCGCUGCUGAGCAUUUCACCGCAGUCACUAUAUACUCUGAUAUAGUCGGCUUCACCACAAUAUCAGCCAACAGCACGCCAAUGCAAGUGGUUGCCCUUCUCAAUGACCUCUAUACAAUGUUUGAUGCAACAAUCGACGCCUAUGAUGUGUACAAGGUGGAGACCAUAGGUGACGCGUACAUGGUGUGUAGUGGACUACCACUGAGGAACGGAAACCGUCACGCCGGGGAGAUCUCUAACAUGGCGCUAGACCUAUUGUCCGAGUGUGGCCACUUCACAAUUAAACAUAUGCAUGAGGUCCCCCUACGCGUACGGAUAGGGCUCCAUACUGGACCAUGCGUCGCGGGCGUAGUGGGUUUAACGAUGCCGAGAUACUGUUUGUUUGGGGAUACAGUCAACACGGCAUCCAGGAUGGAAUCUACAGGCGCUGCUUACAGAAUACAUAUGAGUGAAGCUACCAAGACCAUACUUGAAGACUUGGGUGGCUAUUAUUUUCAAUGUAGAGGCGAGGUGGAAUUGAAGGGUAAAGGUAUGGCAAAGACGUACUGGCUUAUCACAAAAGACGGGUUCACGAAAGAGCUACCUUCGCCACCGCCAAUUGCAAGUGGAGACAAUCAUGGACUGAGCCUGGAGGAAUUCCAAGUUAAGACACUUAAGCGAACGGACACCUCGCAGAGCUUAACCCUUGGCCAAAGUAGCAGCGACAUGGCAAGUCCGGGUGAAAUUUCAAAACAUGUUCAAUAUGAAAAUGCAAAGGUUUUAGCUGUACAACCUAUGAAACAUCAUAAAACAUCAGGAGAAUAUAAGGUUGAUCUAACUAAAGGAGAGGAAUGCACUGGUAACCGUCAAACAAAAAGUAGAACAGAUUCUAUCAUUAAGAAAUACACUAAAAGCAACUGUGAUUUAAAACCGGAUGAUGUGAUUGCAACAAAUUCUGAAUUAAAUAAACCUCCCGAAAGGCCUUUAAGCCCUAUAGUUAAAGUACAAAACACAAAUUAUGCAGAGGGAAAAGGCAGUUUUGUUACCCUAAAGUUGAAGACAAGAAGUCGUAUCAUAAUUCCUAUGGAUGCAUAACUGAGGUCAAGGGAUCUCAUAG
Messenger RNA from Mya arenaria, 2346 nucleotides. RefSeq names its product retinal guanylyl cyclase 2-like. The record is from RefSeq and is a predicted model, not a curated record. Gene Ontology annotation, biological process: cGMP biosynthetic process; receptor guanylyl cyclase signaling pathway; intracellular signal transduction. Gene Ontology annotation, molecular function: protein kinase activity; peptide receptor activity; guanylate cyclase activity. NCBI's taxonomy places the organism in Eukaryota, Metazoa, Mollusca, Bivalvia, Myida, Myidae.